AUGUUCAAGGGAUUACGGAAAAAGGCUUCGCUUUUAUCUUUAACAAGUACAACCUCCAACGAGCUGAUUAAGCCAGUGGAUUCGGUAGGCAGCAAUGGUAGCCCAUCGGCAGGAUCAGACAAUUCUAACAGGAACCAUGGAAAUUUGGUAAAAGUAUUGAAGCAAGUUCGAGAUUUCGAAGUUGCUCUCCAGUCUAUGGAUUAUCUACUUGACGACAGGGCUCCCGUUGGAGUGGAGCUCUUGAAGGUCGAGGAGAGGAAGCUGAAAAAUGCAGAUCAGCCCGCCGCAAUCUUGCCAUUGGCCUUAGGAGUCAUGGAAUUCAUUGAGGCAACUUUGGGGUUUGAGCCUGAAGUCAUGAACAAGGCACACUACACGUUAAGUGAAGCUGAAACGGCUUCUUUGAACAAUCAAAAGUAUAAUGUCAAACACAAAUUGGUGACGAGUCAUAUAUACCCCCCAGGAACUGAGUUCCAGGUGACUUACGCCGAACUGACGUUGUUGAAUGCAUUGGUCAUGUUGUUGAGAGAAAACAACGGAAUGGUGGAGAGUGCCAAGGCAUUGUUCAAGUUGAGGAAGGCAUACUAUGCCUUGGAUGCGAUCUACAAGAAGAUCAAGGAAAGCGAGCCAGCGUUCAAGAGAAACUUGGCCAAGUUCACAUCGGAAGCUGCUACUAGGGAGAAGCUUCAUGGAAGCAGCACCAAAAGUGUGAGUACAGUUGAUUUGCCAGGGUUUAAUCCAAGCGACGCAGUUUGUGCUGCAGCUGGCGUGGCACCUGGGAUUGGUGCUGCUCUCUCUGCCGGUACGGGUUCCGCAGCCUCUUCAACUUCUUCGUUGCCGGAUGAUAUCAAGCUUAUGAGAGAUCUCGAAGCCGUCUACCAAAUGCGUAAGACUAGAAUUGAGGGCACAAUGGUUUCUUCAGAUAUCGAUGAGGAUAGCAUAAACUUAUUUUCGAGUACUACAAGUAGUUUAAAUUCUUCAAGGACGGCUUUAUCUAAGAAGCUGCUGCUGCAGCUGUUUGGAAACAGUCAAGGAAAUACAACCAUAGCUGCACCAAGACCUUCAACUCCCGGUGCUGCUGGCAAUGUCAGACCAAGUUCUCCCAUGCAAAUGCUUAAUAGUAGAUUCUUAAAGGAAAAGGAAACAGAUACCAACGAAGAGGAAGAAGUGGAUACCCUGGAUGACGAUGUUGAUGAUAGAGCGUCAUUUGCCUCCGCUGAAGAUGAGCUUGCUACUUCCCAAAAAUUCUUUGGAGAUUCUGGUACACUUCCAGUGCCAACCAUCAAUGAUGGAGAGUCAGUGGUCUCAGGUUCUCCACAAGCAUCCCAGAUUGCACCAGCUCACUCAAACCAUCUACACGUCUCUACUGUUGAUGAAUUCAUCCAUUCUGGUGUUCAACUUUGCUUUGGUAUUCUUCAGGUAGUACUUUCUCUUAUCCCUCCAACUAUUGGUAAAGUGCUCUCCAUUGUUGGAUUCAAAGGUGACAGAGACACAGGGUUGAGAAUGCUUUGGAGAACAGCAAUAACCUCUAGAAACAUACAUGGAGAGCUUGCUCUUUUGUGCUUAUUGGUAUUCUAUGAUGGCCCAGUUCAAUUUGUUGAUGUAGGUUACCAAUUUCCUGGGCAUGAAGAUUCCAAUGUUACUAAUGUACUCGCUAUUGAUAAUUUGACUUCCAUUUCGGAUAAAGAAUUGGAAUUGGUUUUGCAAAAUCCCUCGCUUUAUACUCCACAAUUGACUACAAAAGCCCGUAAGCAUUUCCCUCAUAAUGCAUUAUGGUUACUCCAAGAGUCAAGAAUAUUGGCCUCCAAGGGUGACUUGGAAACUGCAUCCAGGUUGAUGCAAGAUUUUCCUACGGACAAGAUUCAAAUGCAACAAAUAGAGGCUCUUUUAGUCUUCGACAGAGCUAUGCUUUUUGCCUUUAAACACGAAUUUGAUGAAGCUGCAAGAGAUUUUAUUGCUCUUAUUGAUAUUAACUCUUGGUCAAAGGGGGUGUACUUGUAUAUGGCGGCCUGUUGUUACUUAUCUAAGAUGAGAAUGUACAAGAUGGGACUCAUCUCCACCAAAGAUGAAGAUGAGAGGAAGCAGAUGAUCCAGAAGUACAUGAAAUUGGCAGAAAAAUACUUCAAGUUGGCGCCAACUUAUGUUGCAGGUCAUGCUAAUAGCACUAAUGUCAAGACUGGUGGCAUUGGAGGUAAUAAAAAGCAAAUGCCAUUUGAUAAGUUCCUUUUGCGUAAAAUAGCAACAGUGGAUGCAGAGAUGAAGAAGAACCCCAAUAGUGAGUACUGUGAUUGCUUUGGCACUGCUCCUAUGCACGAAUUGAUGUACUUCUGGAAUGGAUACAACAGAAUGACUGCCAAAGAAUUAGAUCUCUCAUUGAAACUAUUGGAUUAUAGUGCAGAUGAAAACAUUUCAGAUUGGAAGAGCAGUACAGGUGAUCAAUGUAGCAACCUUCAAGAAACAAAAUACGAGAGAACAAUUAGACUUUUCUUACAAGCAAUCGUACUUAGGCUGAAAGGACAAGUUAGUGAUGGAAUGUCGUUGCUUGACAAGUUUGUAAUUCCUCAAUUUACUGAAGGUUCAGCUAGCGUAUCUGAAGUAAAAUUCACACGUAAUUACAGUCCAUAUCUUUACCCUACUGUGUUAUACGAGAGGAGUAUGUUUGAAUGGUUGUUAGAGACAGCCAAGGGAGAAAAGUUUGAUGGAAGAAGGGCAUGUAAAGAGAGUAUGGAGUGGUUAAGAAGGGCAGAAGUUGCCGGAAACGUGGGCGAUUAUGAAUUGAGUAAUAGAACAGGAAUGAGAAUUAAGGCUGCAAUCGAUAGAAUCGACCUGUUAAGUCAUCUGAAAGAAUAG
Dujonia railenensis is the source of this 2847-nucleotide messenger RNA. The record is from the annotation of a GenBank genome assembly. Lineage: Eukaryota; Fungi; Ascomycota; Pichiomycetes; Serinales; Debaryomycetaceae.